AUGCUGGGAACCGUAGAGAAGAUAUCGCACGAUGGCGAGUAUGUGCGGCAUGUGGAGCUCCGGCUUCCGCAGCGUGGCUCUGCGCGGGGACAGCUACUGUCAAUAAGAACCUGCGAGCGGAUUGGCCAAGGGUCCUUCGGCACCGUCUACCGUGCCAUGUGUGAAGAGUACCCUAGGCUGGCGCUAAAGAUCGCCACCGGGAAGAGCGCACGGCUUCGCCAAGAGCUUGAGGUCCUUAGCAAGGCCUGCACAAAAGGGAAGCUGCUACUGCCCCGGUUUGAAUUUGGCGCUAUUAAUAAGGCAGGUGAUCUUAUUGCCGUUGGUAUGGAGCUCUGCGUGCCGUGCACGCUGCACGAUUUGCUCCUCGCAACGCGUCUUACCAAUGAAGCUGACAUGUUAUUCAUCGCCUACCAGGUUCUACAGGCCGUUGCAUGUGUUCACGAGCAGCGGUGCAUUCAUAGAGACGUUAAACUUCAGAACUUUGUGUUUGAUUUAGACGGUAAUCUGAAACUCAUAGACUUCGGAUUGGCGUCAAGUGUGUGGAACCCGCCACCGGGAGACGUAGUGGCGGGUACUGUUUCGUUCAUGGCCCCGGAAAUGGCGCACAACGCCCUGCACAGAGAUCAGCGGGUUACUGUUGGCGCUGCGGCAGAUGUUUGGUCGGCUGGCAUCGUCCUCUUCUCGAUUUUCACACAGCGUAACCCCUACCCAGCGAAGACAUGCUCGCUCACGUCCCCAGGUUCUGAUGAUGAUGAUGAUGAUGAUGAUGGAGGUGGUGCGGCAUCCAACACGCUACAGAAAGAUAAUGCACGCCUCCUCCGCCGUGUGGCUUCUGGGGACUGGCGGUGGCCGGUGGGCUGUAGCAUCUCCAACAAUAUGCGGCAACUGGUUGAAUUUAUUCUCGUCCGCGACCCUGAGAAACGGCCGGAUAUCCUAGCCAUUCUCAGCAAACCCAUAUGGAAUUUGCGGCGUCGCUCUCCGCCCGCCGCCGUCACUGCGUUCCUGGGUGUGCAGGACGACUUUCUGCUGUCACACGAUGAGGCGCAGCUGCUGCGAGCCGUGGAGCAGCGCAGCGCAGAUAUUACUGCCAGUCUGAUGGGUAGCCGCGCGAAUAGCCCUGACGCGGAUGCGGACGACACGGAUCAGCGAUCGUCGCUGAAGUUUGUGGCCAAGAAGGAAACGGCGGUUGGCGGUCUGCCAACACACCAGGUGUACGACUUUCGACCUGAAGCGAAGCAGAAGAAGCCUAUUCGCGAGAUAUCCGUGGUGCUAGCCGAGGAGACGGCGAAAAUGUGCAGACGGGGUGGUUUAAGGCAGUCGAAGGACGGCGCAGCGUCGGUGGUGCGCGGAAACUCCCGAACACGUUCUCGUGCAAACUCUUGUGCAAAUUCCCGUGCCACUUCUUUGGCGACGGUGCAUCGCAGUGACGAGAAUGAGGACGACGAAAAGGUCAAGAGGGAAGGUGUGGCCGACCGUGGUGGGAAUCCUACAUCCGAAACACACGGCAAAGAUGAAGACUCAAAGGAAACGGUGGAAGUUGAGGAAAAGAGGAGGGAAAUGUUUUCUUCGGAAUGGGCACUUGUGCAGGAUGGGCACACAAGGGAUGCGAAGACAGUAGGUCAGUCCACCACUCCAAUGAAGAAUGAAACCAACAGAAAUGAUGAACCUCCAAAGGAGGUCCCUGCCCCAUGCACUAAGGGCGGCACUGCUGUGCGUAAAGGGUCGAGGGCACCCAGGGGGAAAGGAGGCGCAAAGAGAGCUGCUGAAGAUAUGGCGCCUGCCUCACUUGACGCUGUGCCGUCGAAACGACCGAGAGCAGAGAACGAUAAAAGUGCAUUGAUCGAUAAAGAGUUUGUUGUUCUCAUUGCCAGAGAGACUGCGGUGCGUGCAUCCGAAGAGGAGGAGUUGCUCUUGAGACAUAAAUGCCUCUUGGGUGGCUUUCGCAUUGCUAUUGAGGAGAGUCAGGAGCGGUUCAGCAUGAUAUGGCUCGCAGAGGAGCAGCGGCGGUCUGCCGCACAUCCGCACCGCUUUAAAGAGACAACUCGUAUCAGCAAGAAGUACCAGUACGGCUUCGUUUGCGACUUGUGUGAUUUCGAGUUCCUCCCAGAUGGAAAAAACAUCCACUUCUUUCACUGUUCUUGCGGCAGAGAUUUGUGUCUGGACUGCCAUGAGACGUACAGCAAGCAGUGUACUUGUGCCACAUGCGGCAAUGUGUACGAGAACAGCGUGGCGUUGCGCGAUCAUUGUCUAAAGGGCGCCUGCAAAGUGGUGGGGGCCCCGGCGGCGGCAACGUCAGCGAGUAGAGGGAGGACCUCAACCCAGAUACAUCCGCAGUCUUUGAGCAGCAACGUCACAUCAACGAAAUCUGCAACGCGAGCUGGCACUGCAAGACGAGGGAAGGCCAGCACACUUGGCACCACAACAUCAGUAGUGGAAGCAGCCAAGGGUGCAGUUGUUAACGAGAAGAAAGUGAAGGCAGAGCAUGUGGUACAGAAUGAAGGUGCGUCUGGAACAUCACCGUCGUCCUCGUCGCUGUUCAGUAGGCCCAUCAACACACUGCCGCAAGGCCAAUGGAAGCCGAUGGAGCGCUUGUCGGUGAGCUACAGGCCUGUUCAGCCGACGGCGGAGGAGCGUGAGGCGCUACUCCAUGGUGACUGGAUUCGUCAUUUUCAUCUCUUCCCUGUGGAGGAGGAAGAUGUGGAGCCAGUUGCCUUUACAUACCAUAUCCAGCCGGGACGUACUGGCGCCAUAUUUUUGAACCACAGCUUUUCCAUGCACUCCGCAGUAAUUUCGGUUUUAGAGCGGCAAAUGCUUAUUGUGGACUACGUGGACACCUAUGAGAACAGAGAUGCGGCACGGGCGGUCUCAUUGGUGCAAGCAAAAUGUAGCGUGGAGAACGCCUUUAACCUCCUUCAGCGCGUUGUCGCCUACGACUGCAACAUGCUAAAGCAGCACCGGGCCCCUGGCACCAUCUCCGUCUACCGGAAUACGCAGACGGCGGUGCGUUGCCAAGGGGAUCCAUUCGUGUACGUCCGCUGGUUCCGCUUCGACAGUGAGCGUUCUCUGAGUGCCUUCCUGCUCUCCAACGGGGCUGUGCAGGUGUUUGUGAGUGACCAGUACGAAAUACGUUGGUUCGAUGAGAGCCGCAAGUUCAUCCUCCGCAGCAAUGGCGUCUGUGAAAUAGUAGAUGAUGCCACAUUUGCGCUCGCCCCUGAUGUGAGCCGCCUGUUGUACGAUGAGUUUUAA
Trypanosoma grayi is the source of this 3246-nucleotide messenger RNA. Its product is annotated as putative protein kinase. NCBI's taxonomy places the organism in Eukaryota, Euglenozoa, Kinetoplastea, Trypanosomatida, Trypanosomatidae. Gene Ontology annotation, cellular component: nucleus; cytoplasm; spindle pole. The transcript has a single exon. Bases 1 to 3246 code for a protein of 1081 amino acids. Gene Ontology annotation, molecular function: protein kinase activity; ATP binding. Gene Ontology annotation, biological process: protein phosphorylation; regulation of cytokinesis; mitotic cell cycle. The record is from RefSeq and is a predicted model, not a curated record.